GCCCGAGGAGGGAGGCUGGCUACCACCCCGCACAGUAAAAUAAGCGAGAAAGCCGGCGAGCCCUGCCACACUGUAGUACCGGUGCUCGCUGGAGACCCGAGAUCUGGCUUUCCAGGCUGCUCUUCUACUCUUAAUUUGCGGAAUAGGCGUACAUUCACAUGACCUUUUUCUGUUUUGCCGUUUUACCUUAACGUUCGUCAACUGGAAAAGUUACAAGGAUGUGGGAAUACUGAAGUCUUAUUUUGAGAGUUAAUUCGCACAGGUUAUGCUGACGCGCGGAUUGAGAUGCUGAGGGAAUGGAGCUGAGCAGACGAGAAGCGCCUCUAUAUGGGCAGCUGCAGGCCUGUGUGGUAUUGCAGAAUCCUGAGCCUGGUCCAGAGGAGGCUGAAUUCUACAUGGUAUGGGAAGGGUCCACAUUGGACCACAUUGCUGUGGCUCAGAGAGAUGAUGAUGGUCGUACCCUGCACUUCACUGUCCCCGGUCAUAACCUCGCAGAGGUGGUCUCUGUCACUGCUUACCUCUACGUUGCGGGCAGACCCAUCUCCUGUCUUGGCAGAUCCUCUCUUGAGUAUGUCCAGGAUGAUGCUCAGGAGCUGGCAGAACUCUUGAUCUCCCAUUCUCAGUGCCCGCGAGCCAGCAGCUGUCAGGACAUCUUCAGCAGAUUCGGCCUGGAGGAUGAAGCCACCAGCAGGAAGCUGGAUGAAAAUGUGACAAAGGCAAUGGCGAACCUGGGCUGUCUGUCUGCAUGGAAUGUCCCCGCAAGCCAAUCAGGAGAAGAGUCCCCAGCCCGGCCCAGGGAGACUCUCCUCCACCUGACUGAGCGUCUGGGCCUGCCGCGGCUCUCCCAGCUCCUCCUGCGUCACCCGGAGGGCGUGAAGGCCGUGGCCCCGCCCAGCGAGGAGGGGGAAACGCCCCUGCAGCUGGCCAGAGAGUCCAACACACCGGCCCUGCUGGAGCUGCUCGCUGACCCACCUGCCCCGCCGGUCACACCCCAGGCCGGAGGUGAGGAGAUUUCGGCAGACGGCUCCCACAGGUUCUGGUUUUGCCAUGACUCAGGGACCCUGGCAGUCCAGCGGACCUCGGACAAGGACCUGGAAGCCAACAUUCUGCUCUUAAGGAAGUACUUAAGGGAUAAUAACCUACUGAGGAAAAUUAAAUCCCAUGAAAUAAGUGGAUUGCGGGAUGAACAUGAAGUAAUUGGAGAAGAAAUAAACAAAGACUUUUCCCCGGACUUCUGCGGAGGGGACCAUGCGCUGGCAGAUAGCGUUCAGGUUUUUGAGGAACAGCUUGUGCUUUCCCUAAAAGAAGAUGAGGAAGAAGCUGCAUCAAUUCACUCCAAUAAAAGGCAGUCCGCGUCCGACCGCAGGCCCUCAGCCAGGUCCACGUGGUCAGCUGCAGGGAGGCUGUCUGCCAUGAUCAAUGGGAAGGACCACGUCUACGCCAACAGCAUGCUGGUGGAUCAGGUGAACGACCUGGACAUAAAGUACAGCAUCGCAGGGGUGACGGGAGACAGCACGCUGACGGACAGCGAGGGGUGGGACAGCGGCAGGGGGAGCCCCCCCGAGCCGGCGCCCCGUCCCUCGGAGGCGUGUGCAUCCGGAACUCGGCUCUCUCCCCCCCAAGCGGAGAGAUCCCCCCCUGCCUACCCCUCCCAUGCGCCGUCCCCCCUCCCCGCUGAGCUGGCACUGGCGCGGGCCAACCGCGCGCCUCGAGCUAGGACCUCCAGCGGGGGCACAAGCCCGCAACGGGAGACCAGCGUACUCAGCCCCAGCUUAGUUGCUCUGGAGGUGGACAGUGAAGAGGAGGAUCUUUUGGACAAGUUGCCUUGUUCCCAGCCCUCCACCUCCCCCCAUUCGGGGAGCGUUCUGCAGGCCAGCAGUGGAGAUGAGAGGGACUCCUUUGAUACCUCCCCUGACCUCAGCUGCAGCCGCACGCACUCCUCAUCCUCGUACAGCCACCCCCCCGCGAAGGAUUCGGGGGAUUUUGCGGUCCGUCUGCGCUCCUACUCCUACUCCUCCCCCAAGAUCAGCCUGGUGCGUCCCCGCUUCACCCGCGACGCAGCCAUCGCGGACCUCAACGAAGAUGGUGUGUUCAGCAGCAGCGGCCGUUCCCUCCUUCAGGCUCUCUCUCUGUCUAAAUCGCUGUCUCUGCUCAAUCCAGUUAAGCAGCGUGCUUUCAGCUUACCAGAGCCUCAGCAAGAGAAAAGGGAGAUAGGUUUCCGCAAAAGGGCACAGUCAGCUGAGGACGAGGGCAGCGUGGCAUUGGCAGACUCUCUCCGACACCUCACCCUCUCCGAGUUCCUCAAAGAAAUCGAAGAAGAGGAGUGGGACAGGUAUAUUAUACCGUCGAAGGCAGAAUCGGAGAAGUACAGAGUGAGUCGUACUUUCAGCUUCUUGAAGAGCCGGAUGUCAAGCACUCGCAACAAGAACAAGGGCAAGGGGAAGGACAAGGAAGGCAAGGAGAAGCCACUGAAGGCACACCAUUUUGCGGCCGGGUCCGGCACCAGCCUCACACUGUGCUUAGUCUGUGACAAGCCAGCGAUGGCAAAGGACCUUCUGCAGUGCUCCAACUGCACAAUAAACGUCCAUAAAGGCUGCCGAGACUCUGCAACACCAUGCAUGAAGAAACAUCAGGACAAGUAUGCAGUGGUGACAAAGAACAGAGCAGCUUCCCUCCCACAAAGUACAGGUAGCACUGUGUGGGAGUGUCCCACAGCCUGCCCUAUCCCCACGUCUGCCUCUCUUCCUGUCAUGACUGGCCGGGACAGGAGGGAUCAGGUGUGCCUCCCAAACGUCCUGUCCAAGAGCGUGCCUGCGGUCUCCGAGCGGAGGAUGAGUGAGAGUCUGGAGGGAGAUGGUGAGGCCAGUGUGUGGAGGAACCGCUCCCAAUCUGAGGAGCUGCUCCAGGUGAUGGAGUCCUCCCCCUCCACCGACUCCUCUAUCAAUGAAGACACAGUGGACGCCCCUCUACGCAACGACCUAAACGCAGAUAUGCUGGACUAUGAGGCCGAGUCCUGGAGCAUGGCUGUGGACCACAAGUUCUGCAAGAAGCUGGAGAAGAGUGUCAUUAAGCGGCAGGAUGUGAUCUAUGAGCUGAUGCAGACGGAGAUGCAUCACAUCCAGACCCUAACCAUCAUGGCGGAGAUCUUCCGUAAGGGCAUGAAGGAAGAGCUGCAGCUCGAUCACAGCACAGUGGACAAGAUCUUUCCCUGCCUGGACGAGCUCUUGGACUUCCACAAGAGCUUCUUCUGCGCCAUGAAGGAACGCCGGCAGAGCUGCACUCAGGAGGGCAGCGACAGGAACUUCCUCAUCGACAGGAUCGGGGACAUCCUUGUGCACCAAUUCUCAUGUGACAAUGCAGAAAGAAUGAAGCAGGUGUAUGGCGAGUUCUGCAGUCACCACACGGAGGCCGUGAACUUCUUCAAAGAACUCCAGCAGCAAAACAAGAAGUUCCAAGUGUUUAUCAAACAACAAAGUAAUAACUCAUUGGUCCGGAGGAGAGAGAUCCCAGAGUGCAUCUUGCUGGUGACACAGCGCAUCACUAAGUAUCCAGUUCUGGUGGAGAGGAUUAUUCAAUAUUCACAGGAAGGCACAGAGGAGCACGCAGACCUCUCCCAAGCGCUGCUCCUGAUCCGGGACGCCAUCGCCGCGGUGGACCUGAGGGUCAACGAGUACGAGAAGGAGCAAAAGCUGCUGGACGUGGUCAACCGCAUGGACAACAAGAGCUUCGCCAAGCUGAAGAGCGGGCUCACCUUCCGCAAGCAGGACCUGCUGAGCCAGGCCAGGACGCUCAAGCACGACGGGCUGCUGUACUGGAAGACGGCCACCGGGAGGCUCAAAGAUAUCCUGGCGCUCCUCCUCACAGACGCGCUGAUAUUCCUGCAAGAAAAGGACCAGAAAUAUGUAUUUGCUGCUGUGGACCAGAAGCCCCCAGUGAUCUCCCUCCAAAAACUGAUAGUCAGGGAGGUGGCCAAUGAGGAGCGAGGGAUGUUCCUGAUAAGUGCGUCUGCGGCCGGCCCAGAGAUGUACGAGGUCCACACUGCCUCAAAGGAGGAGCGAAACAACUGGAUGAGGCUGAUCCGGGAGGCAGUAGAGAGCUGUCCUGAGGAAGAGGAGCAGAAUGCUAGUGAGUCUGAGGAAGAGUGUCGGGCUGCUGAAGCCAGGGCCCAGAAGAUCCACAGAGUACAGGAGACACUAAACUCGCAGGACCAGCAGAUCUGCGCUAGGUUAGAAGAGAAGCUGAAGAUUUAUGCAGAGCUAGCAGGGCUGAGUGCGAGGGAGGAGCCUGUGGCACAGCCCCGCCUCCUGGUCAGGCCCAAUCCGGACGAGGUUCCUCAGGCCAUGGCUCUGCUCACCGCUGCGCUCAGAGAGGCUGAGAACCUCACCGCCACACUGACUUCACAGUCCUGUCCCUCAUCCUGCGUUUCCCUGGAAACCCUUUGGGAGCCCAGUUCUCCUGUCAAUCUGGCAGAGUCUAGCAGCUUCAGCAGCAUCCCAGCAUCCCCCACUGAAUCCAGUUACUUGGAUACCCAUAGUUCGAGCUCAACUUCACUGGUAUCAGACUCCGAGACGAGAGAAGGGGAGUGCUUAGGAACAGACUCCCUGAUUCUGCAGUAUCUCACACAGCUAAAGCAGGGGGAUGCCAACAGUCUCAACCUGAAAGUGGUACAGAGUGUACAGAGCCUGACCCAGCUGCUCUACAGUCUGCAGGCGGUGGUGACCAUCCAGGACAGCUGCUUCGAGGUGCAGAGGCUCCUCCUCCAGGAGAGCGAGCGGUUGCCCCGCCCGCCCUGCCCCCGGACCAACGUCCUGCAGGAGCAGGAGAAGCAGCGCAACCUGGAGAAGCAGCGGGAGGAGCUGGCGGGCGUGCUGCGGCUGCAGGGCCGCCUGCAGCAGGAGCGCCAGCGCUGGGAGAGGGAGCGCGAGCUCCGCCAGCGCCAGCAGGGGGAGCAGGAGAGCCGGCUGGAGCGCCGCGAGCACGAGUGCCAGCAGGAGGCGCUGCGCCUGCGGCAGGAGCGCCAGGAGCUGGACGGCCAGCAGAGGGAGUACCAGCAGAGCCUGGAGCGGCUGCGCGAGGGCCAGCGCCUGGUGGAGCGCGAGCGGGAGCGGCUGGAGGCCCAGCACAGGCUGCUGCACGGCUGGAGGCACGCCCGCCAGAGGAGCCUGCCCGUCAUAGUGAUCCCCACCAGCGAGCACCAGGACUCCAGUCACAGCCAAUCCGGUGCCUCUGACGAGGACGGUUCGGUCUUCAUCAACGAGGCGGCGCUCCAGACGCCUCGAAACAACCGUCACCUUCGCCAGCAUCCGAAUUCUGGGUCAUCGGCCUACCCUGACACGCCCAGCGCCCACAACAGCCUCAACUCCCUCAUGGGCUGCACCCAGGACGAGCGGGCCUCCUGUCACGACCUCGUCCUGUCCCAAAACCACGGCAGGACAGGGAACACCGCCUUGGAGAGUGUGGACGAGAGUCGGGGAAGGCAUGAUCGGGGGCCCGUAAGCAAUGAUGUGAACAUGCACAACUACAACCCAGAGAAGUGGUCUUCGGGACCAGCGAUGAGCAGAGCAGGGUGUUAUCUUGGGUUCCCCACGUCUCCUGUAGGAAGCCCCCUCCACCCUCAGCCAUACAUCUCCAUGGAGACAGAAAAUGGGGAGGAAGGGGGAGAGGAGAACAUUGUGUACCUCUGAAUCCCAUUUGGGGAGGAGAGAAAACUUAACCAUGGACUGACCUGUCCCUCCUUCAAGAUUUAAUGUGGAAAUUGUCCAUGGAAUUUUUGUGCAUUUGCUUAUGUGUGUUUAUAAAAAUAUAUGUACAUUAUGUGUAUGCGUAUACGCAUAUAUAUGCAGUGAAUAUGUAUUUGUAAUUAAUUGUAUAUUGGUUGUCCUGUAAUUUCUGGGUGAAUAUGAUGGUCUUAGGUUGUAUAUUGUUGUUCCUGUAACUGUGUUAAUGAGCUGCCUUUAUGUCCUGUUGUGUUGGAGAUAAAAUCAAGCGGUUGUGCCUUUGUGCUCAGAUCAGACCCUUAGGUCCCCUGAAACUCUCAGCAGUAGCUGCCCCUCACAGAUCCCAGAGUCCCAAAGCCCCGCGUUCAUGCCAUCCCACCGUCCUAUCCGCCGCGCUCCUCGAUUUCGCGGGCCAGAGCGGGUUCCCGUGUCCCAUCUCUAGCCACCAUCGCCCGCCGAGCGUCUCAUUCGCCCCCCUCCCAUCUGACUCCCGCCGCGUGUUUGAGGUCCGGAGGCUCCGCCGCGGCUCUGAGCCCUCGGGCCUCCCGUGACAGAACCGGGUCGUUGAAUUUGCGGGCCCCGCGCCGCCUGCGUCCUGCGGCGCGGGCGAUCGGACCGCUGGCGUCCUGGGAAAGGAUAAGGGCCGCUGUCGCUGGAGUCGCUCCGCCGGCUGAUCGUCUGGCCUGGGAAAAAGAAAGCAGUGCCGCGCCAUACAUCAGAUGAGCUCUGUUUGCGAAAGUGGCAGGACCCAGGAAAGGCAUUAGCAAUGAAUGAUUAGCUCAGCCAGUCUCGCGGUGAAGCAUUUGUCCUUUGUUCUUACCCGGUCUGCUAAAGUGCGUCAGAAAAAAAUUAAUCCGUUUUAUUCUUAAGAUUCUGUUUUGUGGAGGAGAGUCUUUCGCAGGUUUUGAGGAAAUGUCCCCUUUUUUAAAAUCCUUUUUCAAGUAAUUUUACAGUAAUUUCAUUCUAACAUAACUAUUGUCUGCCAUUUUAGUAGUUGUUUUUCAGUAGAAAACCUAUUUUACAUGUGCGUGUACCAACAGCAUUUGAAAAUAUGGUCUUAGAUAUGCAAACUUAAAUGCAAAGACAAACUUUUCAGCUCCUGUGGUUUGUACCCUUGUUUGCAUAUUGUCGUUUGUCUGCCUGGAGAUACAGCAUUUCUGUGAACCAUCCAAGCACUUUAAGUAAUUUAGGCUGCAGCUUGAGCUGGAUGAUUCUCUGAAUGUAUUGUAAUCUUUGUUUUACCACACUAUUUUCAGAGCCAAAAUGACAAAUACAAUACAAAAUAUGGACACCUACCGCAGGUCUGAUGGUUCAAUACUCAGAAUGGUAAGAAUGAUGCAGCCUUGCUCUUCAUCCUAUCUUUAUCCUUAACUGUAUGGGUUUCUCCAGUGGCAUUCAUGUGGCAUGCAAAUGAGUUUCUCUUGAAGCAUGAACAUUCAUCAUCUUCAUUCACUUACAGUGUCCUUGAAAAUCUACCCUCUGCGCAGAAAAUGAAUCCCAUUCAAUAUUUUAUUGCGAAAGAACUAUCUGUAAAAAUGAGUGCCUAAAUAAUCUUGUGUAAAAGAAAUGAGACAGGGAAAGCUGUCCAAUCACAUUGUUCAGUAACCUUGUUCAAUAACCAUGCAUUGUUAUACCAUUUAAAAAAUAUUUUAAAAAAGGUCCACAGCGACACGUGCAUUGAUAUUUUAUGGCAAUGUUGUAUAUAUGUGCGACAUAACAAUUUUCAUGUCUGUAACAGAAAUAUGGACAAUAUAUGCAUUGUACUAUGGUUAUUUUCCCUCAGAAUAGUGUAUACUCAUCUGUAUUUUUCAAGUUGGUGUUGUGCAGUACAUUGAAAACCUACAUUUCUUCUUUAUUUUGUGAUAAUCCUGUUGUUUAUUGUGUUUUUCAAUUAUGUUUUUAUUUAUUUAUGACACUUUAGUUUUUGUGUAAAUGGAAUGUGUCAAAAUGUUCUUGUUUUGUAUUCCAUCUUGUACAGAGGCAGGUUGGCCAGAAUAUAUUAUUUCAAGCCCUGUACUAUAUAUCCCAGUAAAAAAAGUGCAACAUCGUAAGCUCCCCAUAAAGCUAAUUGAACCUUUCGUUCCAGU
Messenger RNA from Anguilla anguilla (European eel), 7804 nucleotides. RefSeq names its product Rho guanine nucleotide exchange factor (GEF) 28a (gene arhgef28a). Lineage: Eukaryota; Metazoa; Chordata; Actinopteri; Anguilliformes; Anguillidae. The transcript has 37 exons. Bases 297 to 5684 code for a protein of 1795 amino acids. Gene Ontology annotation, molecular function: guanyl-nucleotide exchange factor activity. Gene Ontology annotation, biological process: regulation of Rho protein signal transduction. The record is from RefSeq and is a predicted model, not a curated record.